Molecule: messenger RNA, 1113 nt
Organism: Vombatus ursinus (common wombat)
Lineage: Eukaryota; Metazoa; Chordata; Mammalia; Diprotodontia; Vombatidae
Gene: FUT9
Product: fucosyltransferase 9
Exons: 1
Coding region: 1-1080 (359 amino acids)
Cellular component (GO): membrane
Molecular function (GO): alpha-(1->3)-fucosyltransferase activity
Source: RefSeq, a predicted model, not a curated record
AUGACAUCGACAUCCAAAGGAAUUUUCCGCCCAUUUUUAAUCACCUGCAUUAUCCUGGGUUGUUUCAUGGCAUGCCUGCUCAUUUACAUCAAGCCCACCAACAGCUGGAUCCUUGGCCCCAUAGAGACAACCAGCUCUGUUCUGAAAAUGAAAAAUUUCUUUUCCAGCAAAACUGAUGAUUUGAAUGAAACCAUCAUAUUGAUUUGGGUAUGGCCUUUUGGGCAGACAUUUGACCUUUCAUCCUGUCAAGCAAUGUUUAACAUCCACGGGUGUCGUCUUACCACCGAUCGAGCCCUUUACAACAAAUCCCAUGCUGUUCUGAUUCAUCAUCGAGACAUCAGUUGGGAUCUCACUAAUUUACCCCAGCAAGCUAGGCCACCAUUCCAGAAAUGGAUUUGGAUGAACUUGGAAUCGCCUACUCACACACCCCAGAAGAGUGGCAUUGAACACCUCUUCAACCUAACUCUGACUUAUCGCCGUGACUCAGAUAUACAAGUGCCUUAUGGCUUCAUGACAGUAAGCACAAACUCCUUUGUGUUUGAAGUGCCAAGCAAGAAGAAGCUGGUGUGCUGGGUUGUCAGUAACUGGAAUCCUGAGCAUGCAAGAGUCAAGUAUUACAGCGAGCUAAGUAAAAGCAUUGAAAUUCAUACCUAUGGACAAGCAUUUGGAGAGUAUGUGAAUGAUAAAAGUUUGAUUCCCACCAUAUCUACUUGUAAAUUUUACCUUUCCUUUGAAAACUCAAUCCACAAAGAUUACAUCACUGAAAAACUCUACAAUGCUUUUCUGGCUGGUACAGUACCUGUUGUGCUAGGUCCAUCGAGGGAAAACUAUGAGAAUUUUAUCCCAGGGGACUCCUUUAUUCAUGUGGAAGAUUACACUUCUGCCAGCGAGCUAGCUAAAUAUCUUAAGGAGCUAGACAAAAACGAUAAGUUAUACCUCAGUUACUUUAACUGGAGGAAAAGCUUCACAGUGAAUCUCCCACGGUUCUGGGAAACACAUGCAUGCUCUGCUUGUGACCAUGUGAAGAGACACCAAGAGUACAAGUCUGUUGGCAAUCUAGAAAAAUGGUUUUGGAAUUGACAUUUGCCAUCUCUUGCACACUUGGUAGAAGAU